Molecule: messenger RNA, 3951 nt
Organism: Monosiga brevicollis MX1
Lineage: Eukaryota; Choanoflagellata; Craspedida; Salpingoecidae
Exons: 8
Coding region: 1-3951 (1316 amino acids)
Biological process (GO): protein phosphorylation
Molecular function (GO): protein tyrosine kinase activity; ATP binding
Source: RefSeq, a predicted model, not a curated record
AUGUUGCUACCUCUCUUUGCAGUCGUGUUGCUGGCCGUGGCGGGCAGUGCCCUGCUGGUCGGGGCGACCGUCCUCGCCACGAAGCUCAUCCGCCGUGCCCGGCUGCGGCAUUCGCGCGACAAUGAGCGACCAGAAACCGUCACCGCGACAGAAACCAGCGUCAUUGCCGUGCCAAACGAGAUGAUGGUUGCCUCCGCACUCUCCACUGAUCACGGCUGCACCCGCGAGACGCUCGAAGCUCGCGAUUCCUUUGCUCGUAUUGAAAUCCCCGACGCCUCGGAACUGCCCCUUGGUUCCCUCUCGGCCAAGGCCAAGGCUGGCCGCUUUUCCAUCCAAGACGCCUUUCUGCAACAAGAUGGCCAAAAGCACAACCCCUUGUAUGACUCCAUCAGUAGCCGAUCUGGGGCAGCCACGGCUGCCGUCAUGCGUGAGCUGAUGGAAAGCGAGAACGGUCCGCAAGCGCGCUCCCCCGGUCGCUCCACCCUCGGUGGUACUGUUCACGCCCUCGUCCGCCGCAACUCGUGCGAAUCGGACAUCACCGCCGGCGAGUCGCCUCACAACCAAGAGUCUCUCUCACCGUUACGACAGGCGCUGGCCAACAAUUACGAUCGCAUGGUCAUGACAUCGGCAAGCUCACCCCAGUCCGCCUCUGGCUCCGGCCCAGGCUAUUCCACGCUACUCGACGUCAAUGCAAACGGCGACACCAAGCGCCACAGCUAUGCCGAGGCCGAUGAACUCGCAGGGACCGACACUGUGCCCCCCCUUCAGCGCGCCCACAGCUAUGCUGAAGCCGAUGAACUAGCUGCCGAUAACGAUGGGUACGAACGAGCCGAUGACCUUGGUGCUGCUUCAGGGCCUGCCCCCUUGCUUCGCAGCCAUAGCUACGCCGAGGCCGAUGAGCUUGCAGCUCCUGACGACGAUGGCUACGACAAAGCCCAGGACAUCAUGGGUGGCUCUGAUCACCAUAGCUACGCCGAGGCCGAUGAUCUGGCAGCGCCAGACGACGAAGACGGCUACGAGCAGGCCGACAGCUUGGCUGCGGCCAGUGGCUACGACAAGGCCCAGGAUGUGGGCGCAGGCUCAGCCCUGCGGCACAGCUAUGCGGAAGCUGAUGAGCUUGCUUGGGACGAUGGUUACGACAAGGCACAGGAUCUUGUUAGCCACAGCUACACCCAACCCGACGAGCUUGCGGCUGACAGUGGCUACGACAAGGCUCAUGAUAUUGCAGCUUCAUCCAGCCCCAACCACGGCUACGCCACACCAGCCGACAUUGCCCCCCCACCUCCGUCCUUCCAGCGUGCCGAUUCGAACGUUGAUGGAAACUACCACAACGUUCGCGACAUGGCCGCCGGCAAUGUCAGUGCUCUUGACUCGUCCACGGAAACGGCCGUGUCUGAGGGUUACACCUCCCUGUCCAACUCCCCAAGAACUCGACCCCUACUCCGCCGCAAGUCCACCAAGAACACCCUGAAUAACAUCUCAUCCGAUAUCCGGUUGGCCGAGUUGCAACCCCAGAUUCCCAAUGCGGAAAUCACGUUUCGCGGCUUGCUCCACGAGGUAGGAAUAUACCACAAAGCCAAAGACUGUUUCAUCAGCCUCCCAGCAUCUGCCCGGUCAGCUGUGGCCGCGCUGGUUGAGGGGGUGGUGUUUAAUCGAGACUUCACGCCAUCAUGUUCGGUGCCAUUGUCUCUGGGUUCUGGACAGGGCGUUUUUGGGACAGUGGCCAAAGCCAUGUUGGAGCAAGCCAACGGUCGGUCCGACUUGGUCACCAUUCUGGUGCUGCCUGAUGACGAAAACGCCCUCCGUCAUCGAGCGGUGGACAUGAUUCGUGCUCUCAAAAAGCUCGACCACCCUAGCGUACGAGCUCUUGCCCCACAUGCCUCCAGACCACCGCUUUGGCUAUCACUGCAAAAGAUCGCCUUUUUGCUCAAAGUAGCCAAUCUGAUAUGCCCAUCGCAGGUGGUCAAAUUUCUGGGCAUUCACCUCGUCCCACCGCGCGCCAUGCUGGCGCUGGAGCACAUGGUGGACGGUCAUCUGGCAUCAUACUUGGCACGUCAGGGCAAGAAUGUACCGUUGCAUCGACGCAUGGAAUUUGCAAUGGACGUGGCCACAGGCAUGGAUUAUUUGGCAUCUGUUGGCGUCGUCCAUCGCGAUUUGCGCGCGGAAAACGUGUGGGUGUGCCGUGACUUUGCCAAGCUGUACGACUUUGGUUAUUCCCGUCAAGCCAGCAAUGAUGUUGACCAGCUGACAUGGGCCUGGAUGGCGCCAGAGCUCAACGCCCGCGACGAGCCCAGUGACCGCGAACACACCAUUCUCAGCGACGUGUUUAGCUUUGGCGUGUUUCUGAUGGAGCUAGUCGCUACCAACGGCGGUCUCAGCUACCCGACGGAAUGGUCUCAAGACCUGAUUAAGCGUCAAGUUGAAACCGGCUAUCGCCUCAGUCGACCCGCUGAUUGUCCAGAAUCUGUGUUCACCAUUGCCACUCGCUGCUGGCAUUCGACACCAGCAGAGCGCCCUGAUUUUGAAUGGCUCGUCAAGCGCAUCAAGGUGACGCAGGGUGUGCUCACGACGCAGGAGCGCCUGGACGCCCGCGCCAAGCAGAUGUCGCCCGUACCCAAACUCAUGGAAAGUGAAGAUCAAGGCUCGGCUCACAGCAUUCAAAUACAGGCUGAAAUGCGCCGUCCCGUACCACGUGUCAGCUCGGCAUUCUCUGCCAGCUCAGAGGACUGGAAUCGCAUCGCCAACACGGGUCAGCUGCAUCGCGCUGGUACCGACAGCAACUUAUCCCAUCGCUCCUCCUACGAUCAGCUACAAAUGGAUCCCCUGGCUGUAACGUUUGUGCGUGCCAACGAUGGCAUGCCGACACUCGCGGGCGCAGGCGAGGCAGCCAGUGACUAUUACACGCGCAUGGAUGAUGCCAAUCGUCCAGACCUGCCGGUGGGCUAUACACCCAUGGUGUACAGCCGUUCGGGCUCCAAAGUCAUGCCUCCCGUCCUGCGGCAAUCCUCUGUGGAGCGAGCAAUCCGCUCAGGCAUGCGACGCUACGAGGAGCUUGAUCAGGCAGUCGAGUUCCCCUCCUUACAGCGUCAACAACUACCCAAGCCACGCAUGUCCAUGCGCAUGAACUCCCACACCUCUGGCCUAGUGAUUCAGCAGGAGGGGGUUCCGGACGACCCGUACGAAGAGGCUUGGGAGGCGACACCUGCAGCCGCCAACGCUCCUCAACAGCAUGUCAACCAAAUGGGCCACCCCGAUGCUCGGGGGGGCUCUCAAAAGGGUAAACCCAACAAACCCCGCCACACAAGUGUGGUAUCCGAGUACGACGAUUUGGUAGAUGUGCAUGGGGUGGGUCCCCAAGGCACGUCCCCCGUUAUAGCUGGUCCUGCUGCUCCAUCACUCAAUCUACCGGGUAAAGGGAGUCAAUCGGCUGUGGUGGAUGAAAACCCGUACGAGCCCAUUCCUGGCGAGACGGCGCCGGUCUGCAUCGAGGCGGAGGCGGCCGCUGACGGCGACAGUGGUGCAUACAUGACACCACGAGCACUGCUUGAGCCCGAGUGGCUGCAUGGAUGCAUGGAUCGCACCGAGGCUGCCGAACUCGUGCAGCUCAAGGCCUUAGGUGGUGGCCUUCCUGGAGCCUACUUUGUGCGCCGGAAAACUGAAGCCAAUAGUUUUGCCAUUACGGUCAUGAGUGACUGGGCACAAGUGGAUCACUAUCUGCUGAAUUAUGAUGAUGCCCUGGGUUGGUACAUGAACGGCUCGACACAGCAAAAGUGCGGUGGUGCCGAUGAAAACCUGACAGUGGUUGUGGCAAAACUCAGUUCCGACGAGGACCAAUGGCGGCUGCCUCUGACUGUGCCUGUUAGCUGUUUGCGUCGAAACGAUGCCUCAGGCACGCCCAAUUUACCUGAGCCUGUGGUCCAGCGACGUCCCGUCGCUGCCACGCUUCUCUAG